AUGUCUUCUCUAGAGCCUAAGAAGGAAGGAGACGGACUCUCAGUAAACCCUUUGGUGGCGAUCAACUACAUCUUCUAUCUUGGCUUCCCUCCCCAGUACAUUGCCGACGCCGUCGAGGAGAACCUCUACUUCCUUUCCGGACCUACCCCCAACGAGAUGACAGAGCAAUACUCAGCCACCGUCGGUCUUCCUCAGCCAAUGCCGGAGUGGUCUUUCAGGUUCCACCUCUGUCGAUGGGGCUACACCUCUGCGAACGAGACGCUAUCAGUGAUCAAUCGAAUGAGGGACGCGGGUAUCCCUCUCAAGACACAAGUCCUUGGUGGGAGGGAUGUGGUCUUUUCCAGUACAGAUUGUGCGUGUAUGCAAUAA
This is a messenger RNA of Cryptococcus amylolentus CBS 6039, 369 nucleotides long. RefSeq lists its product as hypothetical. Lineage: Eukaryota; Fungi; Basidiomycota; Tremellomycetes; Tremellales; Cryptococcaceae. The record is from RefSeq and is a predicted model, not a curated record. The transcript is spliced from 4 exons. Bases 1 to 369 code for a protein of 122 amino acids. Gene Ontology annotation, molecular function: hydrolase activity, hydrolyzing O-glycosyl compounds. Gene Ontology annotation, biological process: carbohydrate metabolic process.